Messenger RNA from Trypanosoma conorhini, 1362 nucleotides. RefSeq lists its product as uncharacterized. NCBI's taxonomy places the organism in Eukaryota, Euglenozoa, Kinetoplastea, Trypanosomatida, Trypanosomatidae. Gene Ontology annotation, molecular function: protein binding. Bases 1 to 1362 code for a protein of 453 amino acids. The transcript has a single exon. The record is from RefSeq and is a predicted model, not a curated record.
AUGCAACGUCCGGCAGAGAUGCACCUCGGGGCGGCGGAGGAAGACAUGGAGGACGCGCAGGAGGCUUUUCUCGACCUCGACGACCCCGCCAACGAGAUCCUCGACGAGAGCAAAAUGGCGGAAAUCAACGACGACGACGACGACGACGACGACGACGACGACGACGGGGCUCAGGCGGAGGGCGCAGAGGCGCGCCACUGCGGGGCGUACGACGCCGGGGCGUACGACGGGGCCGGUGAGGGGGAGGGCGCGGAGGAUCUCAACGCCGUGCCGGACCGUGAGCCGGAGCGCGACGACGCCCUUUGCGUGUUCCGCGGACGUGACGGGCGGCCGCUGCACGUCGUCGUCGCCCACCCACACGACCCCCGCGUCUUUGCGGCGAGCGGGGAGAGUGACGAGGUGUACGUCCUGCAGCUCGCGGCGGAUGGGCGGGCGGUGGAGGCGCGGGCGGUGCUACAGGGCCACAGCGACACGGUCAGCCUCUUGGCCUUCUCGCCGGACGGGGCGUGGCUCGCGAGCAGUGGCCUUGACUCCGUCGUGGCGCUCUGGUCCACCUCGACGUGGGAGUUGCAGCACUGCCUGCGCGACCUCAGCGGCGAGGUCCUGGCGCUCCUGUGGCACCCCUCCAGCCUCGUGCUGCUCGCGGGGGGCGAGGACGCGCAGGCGGCAAUGUGGAAUGUCGCCAAAGGGACGCUCGCCAUGUACUUUGCGGGCCACAGCGGCCCUGUGACGUGCAUGGCGUGGUCGCCCGAUCACAAGAAGGUUCUGACAGGCAGCGGUGACGGCGGCGUCAUCGUGUUUAGCCCCAAGACCGGGGAGCAGGAGGCGUACAUCACCAAAGGCCUCAGCCCUGACAGGGCGCCCGUCACGACACUCUGCUUUGUCGGCGACGAUGACCGCUGCGUCGUUGGCUGUGAGGAUGGCACGAUGCACGUUGUCUCGCUGAGCGGCGGGCGCGCCGUCACCUCGAUGCAGGAGGUACACAGUCAAGCCAUUGAAAGUCUUUGUAUCAGCCACGGCGGCGCAGCGGAGCGCGUCGCCUCGCCACCGCUUCUGCUCUCUGCAUCAUGCGACUGCUCGAUAGCCAUCUGGAACACCGCCGACCUCACGCUGCGAGUGGUGCUCAGCGUUGGCGAGAGCGUCAUUCCCGCGGUGUGGGCGCGCGGCCACUUCCUCGUUGCCGGCUGCAGCGAUGGGGAGGUGAAGGUGUGGGACGGACGCUCGCUGGACCAGCAACCACUUGCGCGCCUCAUGGGGCACCGCCGCAUGGUCCUCAGCCUCACCGUCCGCGAAGAAGCCGACGUGCUGGCCACGGCAAGCGACGAUGGAAGCGUCCGCUUUUUCGCGCCGCAGCUCCAUUAG